AAAAUAUGUUUUUUUAAAAAGAAACUAUAACUAUAUUUUCCAAAACAAAAGCACCCAAUAAAAAAUAAUAAAAAUUACUCUAUUUUUUUCCCACCUCUCGUGCCACCCAAUAAAAAAGAAGCCACUGCUCAGCUGGGGUACACGUGUUACAUCUCCACGCCGCCGGUAAAACCCUAGAAGUACAGAAUUUGGCUUUAUAAACCCCCCGCUGCAAUUUACUCCACAUCCUUUUUUUUUUUUUUGUUGCAACACAAAAAACAUUUGAACUGAAAAAAUGGAGCUCUGCACUGCACGAGCCACCUCAAAUAUUCCUCGUUUCAAUACCUUCAGCACCUGCCGUUCUAUAUUUCCACAGUUUAAUUCCACUCGGCCUGCCUCAGAUGUCCAUGGCAUCGAUUUCAAGUUCACAGGUUCACUUCUGACUAAACCUUAUUAAUGUAGUUGUGGUAGUAUUAUUCUUUUUCAAUUUCAGUUAUUGCUCUGUGAUUUUUUUUAGUGUAUUUUUAUUUUUUCUUGAUACGAUUAUUUCGUUUUGAUUGUUUAAUAAUCUUCAUCAGUGGUGGGUGAUGAUUUUUUAUUUUUUAUUUUUGAAAAAAAUUAGGGUGGAAUGUGUUCUGUAUUCUCUCAUAUGUUUACUGUGGUAGAUGAUGAUCGUUUUAUUUACUGAUUUAUUUAUGUUUGUUAUUCGUCAUAUGUUACCAUCCAGCGAUUACUGUUUUUUGGUUGUUCGGACUUGGAUUGAGUAGAUUAAGUAUUUUGUUUAGGAAAGAAGGGAAUUUUUUAAAAUGUUAUUAAUUACUUUUUGGGUAGAUUUCCCCGGAAUCUCGCCAUUCGAUAAUAGUCAUGCUUUAGAGGUUUAUUGAUGAGUUAUACUUCUAUUUUUACUGUAUGAUGGUGGAGCAGCAGCCGAAAACAAACACGAUGUUUAUGAAUGAGGGAGAAGAAAUCGAAUUAGCUGACUACUUUUUGAUCAGAACAUGUGUUUGCAAUUCAGGAUUAAGAGACUAUCCCGGCUUAUCUCUUAAAGUGUCACCUUCCGAUGAAACUUCAGUCAGCUCGUAUGCUAAAGAUGGGCCUGAUGGUGUGAUAACUAUAGAAGAACCCAAGCCAGUGGAGAAGCCAGUGGAGAAGGAGGAGUAUGAAGAUAAGGUUUCAAAUGCUGCACCUGAAGAGACUCCUUCUGAAGAAAAUCCCGAUGAAGUAAAUAUAACACAAGUGUUUGAAUCAUUUCUGGAGAAGCUUGAUCUGGAAAAGAUUGAUGCAGAUGACAAGUAUUCACUCCUCCUGCUUGGUGCUGGUGGACUGACAGCUCUUUAUCUAGCAACUGCCAUUGUUGGCGCCAUUGAUUCUAUUCCUUUGGUUCCAAAACUGAUGCAACUAGUUGGACUUUCCUACACUGUCUGGUUCACCGCUCGUUAUUUGGUUCUGAAGAAAAACAGAGCUGAGUUAGCUGCUACAAUUAAAGACAUUAAGGAAAAAGUCCUUGGUUCCGACAGUGAAUGAUGUAGAUUGACAUUAGUUUAAAUAUUUCUCUUGCGAUAGCCCUGUUCCGCAAAUCACCUUUGUUACACAGUUUGGAGUUUUGGUAGCCAAUAUGUGGAUAGUAGGAUUUUCGGUUUAAUUUGUAAUCAAGAAUCACAAUUUUUGUUCUCAUUCAGAUACAGGUAAAGGGUUAUAGACGAUCCGAGGAUCAUGUGCUGAAACUACAAUAGCGUGUAACUUUAAAGAUUGUUCCAAAACAUGCUUCCGCCUAGUCGGUGCUGUGAUAGUACGACAGCGACAUUUUUUGAAGGGCCAAAGGCUAGUUGGUUUAUCAUUAGGCAGCCUUGUGUUUGACUGCUAUACUGUUCUAUUAUUGACCACGCGGGUCCAAGUCCGGAGUUUGCAUAUAGCCAUUUUGCUGGGUAAAAAAAAUCAUCUUGAGUUUAAAUGUUUCAAGGUUUAAGGAAAAAAAAAAACUGGAACAGGGGGCUAUCAAGAUUGGGAGACAGAAAUCAAUCCAUAGUGCUUCUUUUGAUUUUUGCUGAGUACAAAUAAUAAAUAAAUAAAUACUCCUGUUAAUUAUGAGUAUCAAUAUUAUUAUUAUUUUAUUAAUAAAACUGUAAAUUACUUGGAUGGAUCCUGCUAAUGAGGACUUUAGGGCGACUUUUUCACAUGCACUUCUUUUGUUGUCUUGCUUUGGUCCAAAAGCCUUUCCACAUGUUCAUACGCGAUCAAAAUUUGGCGCCAUACAGAGACAAGUUGGGGACAAACCAGCAGGAGAAAGUUGAGUAAAUUGAGGACAGGUGCUUAACAGUAAAUGUAACACUUUCUUAAUCAAAGCGGUUAACUUUAUACGUCUAGACUUUGCUGAAAGUUAACCCUACCCAUCUUGCCAAAACCCAAAAGUUUCAAAGAGGGAAGAAAAGUA
Oldenlandia corymbosa var. corymbosa is the source of this 2410-nucleotide messenger RNA. Lineage: Eukaryota; Viridiplantae; Streptophyta; Magnoliopsida; Gentianales; Rubiaceae. The record is from the annotation of a GenBank genome assembly.